AUGGGUGGCGGCGAAGGUUACCGAGCAGUGGGAUACUUUGCUAACUGGGCGAUUUAUGGAAGGCAAUACUUCCCCGAAAUGGUCCCCGCUGAUAAGUUGACCCAUAUCCUCUACGCAUUUGCCGACAACCGUGAGGACGGCGAAGUAAUUCUAACAGACAAAUGGGCGGACUGCGAGAAGCACUUCUCUGGUGAUUCCUGGCAGGACGAGGGCAAAAAUAUGUACGGUUGCUUGAAGCAAAUGGCUCUCCAUAAGAAGCGUAACCGAAACUUGAAGCUACUCUUGUCCGUCGGUGGCUGGACGUAUGCUCACGAGAGCAAGCACUUUGAUGGCCCAAUGGCUACAGCCCAAGGCAGGAAGAACUUUGCCGAUAGCUGUGUUCGGCUGAUUAAAGACUAUGGGUUCGAUGGCAUCGAUAUCGACUGGGAGUAUCCCCAAAACCCCGACCAGGGCGAGCAGCUUCUUCUCUUGUUACAUGAAGUUCGCCAGGCUAUGGAUGUAUAUGCAGAUGCUCUUAGUGGGUAUGGCUCGAGACCACAUUUCGUGCUCUCGAUCGCUGCGCCUGCAGGUAAGCAGAAUUACCAAAACAUGCCUCUUGGAGGAGUUGCUGCAGUUACUGAUUUCAUAAACGUCAUGGGCUACGACUUUGCCGGCAGCUGGGACCAACACGCCGGCCACCAAGCCAAUCUCUACCAUUGCUCGUCCUGCCCAACCCGCACCCCCUUCAAUAUCCACUCCGUCCUCCAUGAUUACCUGGCCGCUGGCGUCCCCGCCUCCAAAUUUGUCCUCGGCAUGCCUUUAUACGGACGCUCCUUCUUGCAAACCUCUGGCCCAGGGAAAUCAUAUACCGGCGGCGUCGGCGAAGGCUCUUUCGAAGGGGGUGUUUGGGACUUUAAAGCCCUGCCCAAACCAGGUGCUGUGGAACACAUCGACGAGGAAUCCGGCGCGAGCUACUCUUUCGACGCAUCAUCCGGAACCCUUAUUUCAUAUGACAGCGUUCCAAUGGCCUGCCGAAAAGCGGAGUAUAUCAAACAGAACGGUUUAGGUGGCGCCAUGUGGUGGGAAUUGAGCGGAGACAAGGCCGGCGAUGAAAGUAUCGUGUCAAACGUUGUUAGAGAACUUGGUGGACACGACGGGGGAAAGAUGGAGCGGAGACACAAUUGUCUGUCCUAUCCAGACAGCCAGUUCGAUAACGUGAGGAAAGGUUUCCCGAAUAACUAG
Molecule: messenger RNA, 1221 nt
Organism: Lindgomyces ingoldianus
Lineage: Eukaryota; Fungi; Ascomycota; Dothideomycetes; Pleosporales; Lindgomycetaceae
Product: endochitinase
Exons: 5
Coding region: 1-1221 (406 amino acids)
Biological process (GO): carbohydrate metabolic process; chitin catabolic process
Cellular component (GO): extracellular region
Molecular function (GO): chitin binding; chitinase activity
Source: RefSeq, a predicted model, not a curated record